UUUUCCCAAUUAGACAGGAACACGUGAACCCUCCACCCCCUACUUAGAGACGGGCAAAUGGGGCACGCGUGUCUUCACAGAUACACGCAACACUCCGAAUGUCCAGGAAAACAAAAUUGUGUGCUUUGUGAGUGAAACACGACAGACAAGAGAUAUGCACGCUCUAGUGAACGCCUUCAUGCGCUGUUUCUCCUUUCUCCUACCUCCUUCUUGGCUUUGUGUCAGCUCUUGCUUGUGGGUUGGGAAUGACUACGAAGACGCGCUGCAGCGGCCCAAUCCGAGAGCUCGUUUCAAAAGCAGAAAGCCUCUUACAUAUGAGGAAGUAAGAGCGGCAGCAGAAGGAGGCUCCAGCCCCUCGGUCUCACUAGGUCCAGGCUGCGUCUCGCUGGCCGCUACAAGCCCCGCUGCACCUCAGGGCCCGCCGACGGCUCGGAUCUGGAUCGGGGCUCUCUGGCGAGCCGUGGAGCGCGUCUUUGGAGCCCCCUGGGUCUUUCUCCGCCACCGCUGGUGUCCGAAGAAGCGUCGAACAGCGUUGCGCAUUCCGUGUCCUGCCCGCGCCUUUGAGCCGAGGCAGAUUAGACGCUUCCAGGCAGCAGGCGCAGAGACUGCCGCUACUACCCCGGACUGGGAGGGACCCGGCGGAGCCGCCUGGACCCAGUGGUGCAACAUGAGCGGGACCGUAGGGGUCCUCGGCGUGAGCCCGGGCGAGGGAGCCACGGAUGCGCUGACGGACCUGAGCGUCGAUGAGGUAAUCACCGUGGACCAGCACUCGCAAGAGAUGGGCACGGUGACGAUCACCGUGGCGAUUCAGGCGGCGGAGGACGAGGAGCCGGAGGAAGAGCGCUCCGGUAAUGUUGAGUGCCUCCGAGGCAGCUGUAGCGAAGACGAGCUGGGGAGGCACGACAAAUCAAGAGGUACAAGCUGGAUGAUGAACCAAAUGGGGGCAAAGACAGAUCCCUGGGGAACACCACUGAGAACCAUGGUGCAGGCACCAGUGGAGGGGAGUUGGAGGAGGAGAGCUGGCAGCCCCCAG
Messenger RNA from Fundulus heteroclitus (mummichog), 1033 nucleotides. RefSeq names its product La ribonucleoprotein 6, translational regulator a (gene larp6a). The transcript is spliced from 3 exons. The record is from RefSeq and is a predicted model, not a curated record. NCBI's taxonomy places the organism in Eukaryota, Metazoa, Chordata, Actinopteri, Cyprinodontiformes, Fundulidae. The annotation marks the transcript as partial.